AUGUCGGUGAACGUCCAAGAUGGCAGCGCGGAGUCUGGGGCGGACGCUGGUGGGAGCUGUGCCAAGGUCUUUUCUUGCCACCACACCUCCUGGUCCGUGCACUCAUCAGUGCCUUUGGAGUUACUGGAGAUUCCGUCAACAAAGAACCACACUGCCACGCCAGUGGGCAGCGAGGUCUACGUGUUCGGAGGCUAUGACGGCCAGAAGAACCACAAUGAGCUCUAUGUCUUCGAUCUUCGAUCCAUGGAGUGGAGACAGCCUUCGGUUGGUGGGCAGAAGCCCAGUGGCAGGAACGGCCACUCCGCGACUUUGUUGGCGGGAGGGGCUCAGAUCCUGAUCCUUGGCGGCUGGUUGGGCAAUGGUCCGCUCGCGGCAGGUGACAUGCACCUGCUGAAUCUUGACCCAUUGAAGUGGGUGCCGCCCCGUUUUACUGGGGAGCCGCCUGGGCCGUGCAACAUGCACACUGCGGACUUGGUCGGUAAGAAUUUGCUCGUUUUCCGCGGCGGCGAUGGUCGGGCAUAUUUGAACGAUCUGCACGGCCUUGACUUGGACACCAAUAGCUGGUUCUCCGUGAAGACCUCGGGCGAGCAGCCGCCUCCAAGAGCCAAUCAUGCUUCGGCAGUUGAUGAUUACAGGCUCUACAUUUUUGGCGGUUGGGAUGGUUCCAAGCGGCUGAACGACCUCUACGUUCUGGAUAAUCGGGAUGGCGUGUGGACCAUGCUGAAGCCAACAGGAUACGCUCCGCAGGCCCGGGCUGGGAUGACUCUCUCCAUUAUUCGGGACUGCUUGUACUUGUUCGGCGGCUCGGGGCAUACCACGCGCUGCUUCAACGACGUACACGUCUACGAUCCGGAGGAGCAGGCCUGGUUCCUUUGUGUGCAGUCGCCCUACGAAGCCGUCGAACGCAUCGGCCCGGCGCGCCGGGCCGGGCACGUGGCUGUGGUUGUUGACCGCCGGCUCUUCAUCAGUGGCGGAGCCUGCGGGACUCAGUACUACGGCAAAGGCAAGUGGUACAUCCUCGAUACAGAUGCACCCCCACUUAUUGAAGUGGCAGCGCCGCCUGUUUGCGCCGACUCUGUCAGGAGAGUCAUGAGCGAGUACCUGAACAAGCAAGAGUUCUCCGACGUCAGCUUCCUCGUUGAAGGUCGCCGGAUCUAUGCACAUCGGAUACUUCUGACCCUCUUCUCCGACUAUUUCCGACGAGCGUUUGCCUGUGGCAUGCGCGAGUCCUUCGAGCCUGAGAUCCUCAUUGAGGACAUGUCCUACGAAACCUUCCACGCGCUGCUCGAGUUCCUGUACAUUGGCAGGCUCCACGUUUCGCAGGCACAGCAGACCGACGUCUGCUUCCUGAUGGGCCUCCUUAGGGCAGCUGACCAAUUCUGCGUGGAUUGUGUGAAGCAGAUGUGCGAGAAACACCUGAGCGCUCUUGUGGACAUAGAGAACGUGGAAG
Messenger RNA from Symbiodinium pilosum, 1450 nucleotides. NCBI's taxonomy places the organism in Eukaryota, Dinophyceae, Suessiales, Symbiodiniaceae. The record is from the annotation of a GenBank genome assembly.